AGGAGGAGGAGGAAGAGGAGGAGGUGCACCGCUCUGCUGCUGUUGGAGAAAACUCACUCCCGACAGAUGCAUUUCCUCCUCUGCAGCUCGACCAGGACGCUGCUCUGAACUCCUCCACUCAAGGUUUGCUUCAUCUCUGCACGCUUUGCUGCAGCAGAGACGAGGAAGCUCUGCAGACAUCCACAGACUUUUGUCCUCUCUGUCUCUCUCACAUCCUCUAGGAACUCUUAAAAAAGAACCUCAGAGUCUCCAUCUGAAUCUGUGCAUCUGCAGGUCAGAUGUUUGAUCCAGAGCUGGGUUUUGGAGCCAGUAUUUAAGAUUCAGAGCCUCUCCUGGAGUUCAUGUGGUCUGCUUCCUCCUAGUCUGUGCUGUUUUAACAGAAGUAGAAGAAAUGAGGGCUGAGGUGCUGCUGCUGUGGCUGGCUGUGAGCCUGUGCUGCGCUCUGGUCUGGGCUCAGGAGGACGUGAAGGUGAAGAGAGGUGGGCUUCAGGUGAGAGAAGCCCGAGGAGAGGUGAGGAGGCAGACUGGGGAAGGAGAGGAGGUUCUGGUGUCAGACGAGCCUGCUGAAAAGGUGCAAGAGGAAGUUAGCAAACCAAAGAAGAAGAAAACACCUGAGGAGAUCGAGGCAGCCAGGGCAAAAAAAGCUGCGGAGAAAGAAGCCAAAGCAAAGAAGCAGAAAGCCCCGAAGCCCACGAAAAAGCCCAAAGCUCCAAAACCGACCAAGAAACCCAAAGCACCAAAACCGACCAAGAAGCCAAAGGCGCCCAAAGCCACCAAAGCACCGAAGACGACGACCACAGCUCAGGCUGAGACGAGGCGCCCGUCACUGGAGGAGGAGGAGGAGAAGAUCAUCAGAGAGCUGGGCUGGGACACACUGUUUGGACUAGCAACACCAAAGACUCCUGAGACCUGGAAAGAGCCCGUAGAGCCAGACCUGGAUGCGGUUCCAGGUGGAUGGCCUAAAAAGGAAGCGGCAACUACAGAGACCAUCAUGUACAUACCAGAGGAAACUACCAUUAUCCCGUACGUCGGCCCGUGGUAUGAAGAGUACGAUUACGCUGACUUGGCCGCUAAAAAACAAGAAGAGGAGGAGGAGAGAGCAAGGAAGGAGAAGGCAGAGAAAGCUGAGCGGCUGAGGAAGCAGUGGGAGGAGGAGGAGGAGGAGAGGCUGAGGCAGAUGGCGAUCCCCGUGGAACCAAAAAAGUGUCCUCCUCUGGGUAUGGAGUCUCAUCGCGUGGAGGACGACCAGCUGCUGGCCUCCUCUCAGUCCCAUCACGGCUUCACGGCUCAGAGGGGCCGGCUCAACAUGCAGGGCUCUAGUGAUGAAGACGACCUGUAUGGCGGUGCAUGGUGUGCAGAACCAGAGGAGACUAACCACUGGUUUGAGGUCGACGCCCGACGAGAGGUGGAGUUCACGGGGGUCAUCACUCAGGGAAGGAACUCAGAGACAAUUGAGGAUUUCAUGUCCUCCUACUUCGUGGCCUUCAGUAACGACAGCCGUGACUGGACUACACUGCACGACGGCUACGCUGAAUGGCUGUUUUACGGGAACGUGGACAAAGACACGCCAGUGAUGAAUCAGUUUACUGUUCCCGUUGUUGCACGCUACAUCCGCAUCCUUCCUCAGAGCUGGAAUGGAAGUCUGUGUCUCCGAGCUGAGAUCCUGGCCUGUCAGCUUCCCAGCAGCCAUGGCAGCGAGAACGAAGUGGAAUCAACAGACGACCUGGACUUCAGACACCACAACUACAAGGAGAUGAGACAGAUGAUGAAGGUGAUAAACGAGGAGUGUCCAAACAUCACCAGGAUCUACAACAUCGGGAAAAGCUCCCAGGGCCUGAAGAUGUACGCCAUGGAGAUCUCUGACAACCCCGGAGAGCAUGAGACAGGUGAACCCGAAUUUCGGUACACAGCUGGUCUCCACGGUAACGAGGCGCUUGGUAGAGAGCUUCUUCUCCUGCUGAUGCAGUUUCUGUGCAAGGAGUAUAACGAUGACAACCCCAGAGUGCGCCGCCUGGUGGACGGAGUGAGGAUACACCUGGUGCCUUCAUUGAACCCGGAUGCCUACGAGCUGGCCUUUGAGAUGGGCUCAGAAAUGGGAAACUGGGCGCUGGGUCACUGGACCGAAGAAGGCUACGACAUCUUCGAGAACUUCCCAGACCUCAACAGUAUUUUAUGGGGAGCCGAGGACAGAGGCUGGGUUCCUCGUAUUGUGCCAAAUCACCACAUCCCCCUCCCAGAAAACACCCUCAACAGCUCUCUCGCCACUGAGACUAGAGCCAUCAUUUCCUGGAUGGAGCGCACACCUUUUGUCUUAGGAGCCAAUCUACAAGGAGGAGAAAAGCUGGUGGCGUACCCUUUUGACAUGCAGCGCCCACCCAUUUCUCUAACUGAUAACCGCCGUUGGAGAAUAAAUGCCGAGAUGAACGAGGAGACCUGGGCUCGCAUUCAGCGGCAGAACCAGGGCGCUCUAAGGGAGACGCCUGACGACACCAUGUUCCGAUGGUUGGCGAUGUCGUACGCCCACAGCCAUCUGACCAUGACGGAGACCUACCGGGGCUCCUGCCAUGGCGACGACAUCACCGGGGGACAAGGCAUCACCAACAGAGCCAGCUGGAAGCCAGUGGUGGGAAGUAUGAACGACUUCAGCUACCUGCACACCAACUGCUUCGAGCUGUCCAUCUUCCUGGGCUGUGACAAGUUUCCCCAUGAGAGUGAACUUCCGCUUGAGUGGGAGAACAACCGUGAGGCUCUGCUGGCCUUCAUAGAACAAGUAAAUCGAGGUAUUAAAGGUGUAGUGAGGGAUGUGGAAGGAAACGCGCUGUCUAACGCCACCAUCUCAGUGGAGGGAAUACGACACGAUGUCAGAACUGCUGCAGGUGGAGAUUACUGGCGUCUGCUGAAUCCCGGAGAGUACCGAGUGACCGCCAAAGCUGACGGCUACACCCCUCAGACCAGACUGUGCAUGGUUGGCUACGACACAGGAGCCACUCCCUGCAGCUUCACGCUGGCCAAAUCCAACUGGGACCGCAUCCGACAAAUCAUGGCGCUCCAUGGCAAGAGGCCCAUCAGACUUGUCACCAAACCAGCCGUGGUGAAAACAACCCCAGUUCCCAUGGUCAUGAGCACCACGGACGGUCACGCCGCUGCUCAGAGAGCAGAGCGGCUCAGGCGGCUCAGGAUCAUCCGUUUACGAAGGAUGCGUUUGCAGAGAUUAAAUGGAGGUCUUGGCAGGACUCCUGCUACCACGACAACAACAACCACAACAACAACCACAACAACAACAAAAGCCCCAACGACGAUACCAAAAACUGAGACCACCACCUCCUGGUAUGACUCCUGGUUUCCUGUGGACAGCUGGUCCACUGAGAACCCGUUUGACAGCAUCAUCUUUGACUCUGGGCCCACACAGGACUAUCCUUUUGAAUUCACCAUCGAUUGAUUUCUAGGUUCACCUCACAUCUACGCGACAAAAAGACCUUUACUAACAGAUGCACAGAGCUCCAGCGUCACAGCUUUAAAGACUCACAGUACAAAACUUUUAGAUAUUAAACCCUCACUAAGUUUUCACUUAGGAAGUAACAAUUUUAGCUCUGGUUGUUUUAAACUUGGGCUGUAUCUCUUAGCAAAUUUCGGGGUCUUUAUGGUGUAAAACAUAGAUAAAGUUUGGGAAUUAUUUUAGCCAUCUGAAAUGAAACUGUAAAGGUUGAAGUAGUCUUCUAUGGUAAAUCUGAUGGAGGUACUUUCCCCAAGAGUUAUUUUGUCACAAACAGGUUCAGAUUUGUUAUUCUAAAGUAUCAACAGCAUGAAUAUAUUUCCAGUCAUCUGGGAAAGCUCCCAUAAAAACCAUUAGAGAAGGGCAGGACUUCUAAAAUAUUCUCCAGAGGUGAUUGAAGGAUUUAUACACCCAGUCCUGUAAUAAUUUAAGUAACUACUCUUGAGUCCUGGGCACCAGUCUCAGUUCAUUUUCAAUGUCCAGCUGUGAUUUAUUUUUUUGUCUUGACCGAGGCGACUGUAGAUAAACCUAUCGCACACAGGCAGGAUGUUGCAAAAUGAAAGAGUGCGGCCAAGGCCCCUGUGCCCAUCAGUGGGUACUCCUUUUCCACUCCGAUCCAAAAUGCAGAAAAUGUCUUGGACUUGAACUGGAAUGCCCACAGCCCACUUUGGGAACCACCGGAUUACAGUGAGAUGAUGAGUAGCGUGAUGAUUUCAAGAACGGCCACGGUAACUGGUGACCUUCAGCUGCAAGAAGGUAAAGGCUCCUGACUUCCUCCCGCUGAUCAAAAACAUGCUUGUUAGGUGAUUUAGUGACUCUAAAUGGCCCGUAGGAGUCAGCAUGAGUAUAAAUGUUUGCCUCUACAUAUCAGCCCUCUGAUUGGCAGUCUAUUCCCAGCUGUUAUCGACUCCAGCUCCUCCUGAUCCCACACAGGAAAAGAGGUUAGAUAAUAGAUGGGAGGGAUGGAUGAAUUUCCCGCCUCAUUCACACCCAAACUCACCUUGACGUCAGAAAUAAAAGUACAAGGAGGUUGACAGAAAAAACAUGGGAAAGUUUGACUGUUUGCAUUCAUGCAUUUUAGGAGUUCUGUUUAUAUUUGAAUCAGCUCACACAAACAGCUCUGUCUGCAUGGAUGCUUCCUGUAGUUUUGACUCAGACCAGUGAUUUUAAAACAUUUUAUGCUCUUCAUAUCCAUGCAAAGUUAUGUGUUUAGUUUAGGUAAAGUUGAAGUGUGACGCAUGGUUGUUCAGAUUCACUAUGCACACCUUAACCCAUCUCACUCCAACAUUAGGGAACAGCGAGACGACAUGCAAAAGAUAUUUUUUUGCAGCCUACAUUUUAGUCACGCCACCCUUAUUCCAAGUUGUUGAUUCAAGCAAUCUGCUGUAGCAAAUCCAAACCUUUUUUUACCUGUUAAUUGGCAAUUUUAUACCAGUUUACACCAAACUAUAUGCAUACAAAAUAAAGACAGUGUGAAAACACCACAAUGAAUUAAUAGUUGUGUUAGAGGUUGUUCAAUUUUUGCAUACCUUAUAAUAUUGUGAGUUUUAAAACUAAAUUAUCAUCACUGUAAUAAUCUAAAUCAUUGAUAGAAUCAAAUCUGAGCCUGUUAGUGACAAAAAAACAACUUUUACUGGGCGAACAUUCACCCAUUCAGCACAUUUAUCCCACAGGAUCACAUCUGCUGUUGCUGCAGCCUUUUACAGGGCUGCUGGCUGAAGCACUUCUAUGUUUUUAUGCAUAAAGACCCUUUGAUUUGUUAAAUAAGGUUCAUGUUUAAGAUGACUGGAUUACACUUUAAUAGCCUUGAAUGAGAUAAAUGUGUUUUAGGAAAACAGAAAAAUGGUCUUAAAUAAAAGUUUCUGCUGAGCAGAGACAACAUAGCAUUAGCUUUGUAGAAAAAUCUACCAACAUUAACACCACAGAAGAAGAAAUGUAAAGGUUCUUCACAUUAAAAUGUAUGAAUGUCUUUAUGACAGUGAGUUUGACGGCCUUGAAAAUGUUCAGCUGAGUCUUUUUGAUUAAAUGAAGU
This is a messenger RNA of Cheilinus undulatus (humphead wrasse), 5525 nucleotides long. It is a transcript of the gene aebp1a, whose product is annotated as AE binding protein 1a. NCBI's taxonomy places the organism in Eukaryota, Metazoa, Chordata, Actinopteri, Labriformes, Labridae. Gene Ontology annotation, molecular function: DNA-binding transcription repressor activity, RNA polymerase II-specific; zinc ion binding; RNA polymerase II transcription regulatory region sequence-specific DNA binding. The transcript has 20 exons. The coding region runs from base 392 to 3439 and encodes 1015 amino acids. The record is from RefSeq and is a predicted model, not a curated record. Gene Ontology annotation, biological process: negative regulation of transcription by RNA polymerase II; proteolysis.